Messenger RNA from Sinocyclocheilus grahami, 2283 nucleotides. It is a transcript of the gene lsr, whose product is annotated as lipolysis stimulated lipoprotein receptor. The transcript has 10 exons. The record is from RefSeq and is a predicted model, not a curated record. NCBI's taxonomy places the organism in Eukaryota, Metazoa, Chordata, Actinopteri, Cypriniformes, Cyprinidae. Gene Ontology annotation, cellular component: tricellular tight junction; plasma membrane. The coding region runs from base 160 to 1962 and encodes 600 amino acids. Gene Ontology annotation, biological process: tricellular tight junction assembly; establishment of blood-brain barrier.
UACACUUUCAUACCUCACUGCAGUGCAGAAGGAAAUGGAGGACGCAUCUGCCUGAGAAAAUACAGCUGCUUUUUCGACACUUGCUCGGACUUUCUUUACAUACCUUUGAGGAAAUAAACGUUUUUAAAGCUCAUAUGUUUUAAAAGAUUUUGAGAAAAUAUGUCGCAGGGUAUUAUCUUUACCCUCCUCUUGUUCACAGGCUGCACCACAGCCAUCAAUGUGAUCUGCCCUUACCCACGAUACGUGGUCAUAUUAUUCCAGCCGGUCACGCUGCGCUGUGAUUUCACUACAACAGCUACAAACCCACCACUGAUCACCUGGAAAUACAAGUCCUACUGCAGAGACCCGAUCCAAGCUGCAUUAAACCCCAGCAGUGCUGACAAUGCUAUCGCUCAGUCCAACCCAAACUACAACCCCAACAUUGAGUGUGCAGACAGCGCCAGGACUGUUCGCAUAGUGGCUUCGAAACAAACGGCGGUCUCACUUGGGACUGAGUACCAGGGCCGUCAGAUCAGCAUAACAAACAUGGCAGACCUUAGCAUUGUUCAGACCGCGUGGGGUGACAGCGGCGUGUACGUCUGUAAUGUUGCCUCUGCCCAGGACCUUUCAGGGAAUGGCGAGUGUUAUACAGAGCUCAUUGUGCUUGACUGGUUGUUAGUGGUGUUGGUGGUCCUGGGCUUCCUGCUGCUGUUGCUCCUGAUUGGUAUCUGCUGGUGUCAGUGUUGCCCUCAUACCUGCUGCUGUUACGUCAGCUGCCCCUGCUGCCCGGAGCGCUGCUGCUGUCCCCGCGCACUGUAUGAGGCUGGAAAAAUGGUAAAGUCUGGCGUCCCCAGUCAGUACGCAGCCACUCUCUAUGCCCCAAACAUGUACGGCCAGCCAGCUUAUGGAGUUGGCGGAGCUACGCCAGGCAUACCCAUGCUCCCUAUGCCGGUGGGUGCUGCUGGUCCUCUGUCCAAUGGAUACGGCAGAGACUUUGACGGAGCCAGCUCAGUUGGUCAAGGAUCUCAAGUGCCGCUCCUGCAAGACCACGAUGGUGGAGGACCCCGUAGUGGAUACCGUGUUCAGGCCGACCAAGAUGGAAACCCAACUCGGGUGCUUUACUACAUGGAGCGAGAACUGGCCAACCUCGACCCCAGUCGCCCAAUGAACGCUCCAGGCAAAUACAGUCGUCUGGAUGGUAUGAGUGAGGUAAGCUCACUUCACGAUGGUCCAGAUGCUCGAAAUCGCGGUCGGGCCAGACCACCUCAGCUUACCACAGUGUAUGAUGAUGUGGAUGAAAACAUGAGCACCAUCAGCAGCGUCUCUCAGCACGUCCGACGGGAUGAGCCCAGGCGGGGAGCUGACUCUCGAGGACGUGCACACUCUAUGGAAAACUUGGACGAUAUCGGCCGCAAUUACAGAGACAGGGAUGACUAUCCGCCCGCACGCCAAGAUGGUGGGGCUAGAGGCGGCAGAAGAGAUUUGGAUGACGAAUGGAGCAGUAGUGGACGAGGAUACGACCGUGUCUUCGAUGACCGUCGGCGCCGUGAUUACUCUCCUGACGCUCGUCCUCGGCGUGGAGACUCCUUCCGUGGGGCUGGUUUCCAGGGCCGGCGCAGCCGUAGUCGUGAUGACCUGACGGAUCUGGAGCGUGAUCGUGGCCGUGGAGGUCGGGAUGCGUAUGAUGACAGCUUCCUCAGGGAAGCCAUGGAAAAGAAGAAGCUUGGUGAGCAGCAGAGAGGCCGCAGCCGCGAGCGGCUCGACAGUGAGAGUGACAGAUCUGACCGCUACAGGGGGCCACACGGCGGACUGCCACCUCUGCCACUCGCCCCGCCUUCCGGAAACCCUAAUCGGCAUGGAAACCAUAGCAACUUCCCACCUCCUCCCCCUCGCUACACUGAGGACAGUGACAGUUUGGCAUCGUCCAAGAAGAGCAACUUAAAAAAGAAUGGAGCUGUGAGCAGAGAGAGUCUGGUGGUGUGAUGCUCAGGUGGAAAUGAUGUGUGUGUGUGUGUGUGUGUGUGUGUCUCAGUGAUGCAGCUGUGUGUGUUUCCUCUGCCCUUUCAUGUCACUUAUGCGUGUGUUUGUGUUUUGGCUUGAACGCUGAGAGGAAUUUUUGUUUAUAUUCAGAUGUCUUGAAUUUUUAUGGGAUAUUUUAAUGGUAAAAAUUGUAUAGCCACAAAUAGUUCACAUUAUUUCACUGUAAUGCAGGCUCGUUUAUAAAUAUAAAAUGGCAGAUUUGAAACAACUGAUGAACUUUUUAUGGUUUGGUUCCUCCCAUGAACAUUUUAACAGCAAGUACUC